Ornithorhynchus anatinus (platypus) is the source of this 1510-nucleotide messenger RNA. Its product is annotated as small integral membrane protein 10-like protein 2A. Bases 570 to 1157 code for a protein of 195 amino acids. NCBI's taxonomy places the organism in Eukaryota, Metazoa, Chordata, Mammalia, Monotremata, Ornithorhynchidae. Gene Ontology annotation, cellular component: nucleus. The transcript has 3 exons. Gene Ontology annotation, biological process: negative regulation of transcription by RNA polymerase II; protein dephosphorylation. The record is from RefSeq and is a predicted model, not a curated record. Gene Ontology annotation, molecular function: STAT family protein binding.
UUGGCGUGUCUCCCACCUAAACGUGGUCAGGGCGUGGGCGUGACGGCCGGAUGGCCCCGAGGAGGACUGUAACCUUCACCGACCACAUUUCGUUGCUUUCCUUUGAGGCCCUGGCUUCGUUGUUGAUCCCUAAAGGACAGGCCUUGUUUUCAACUCGUGUCUCAGGGUCUUGGUACAAGUGGUUUACCUAGGACGAGGCCAGCGAGGCUCGGUCCAUAACUCGAUUUAAAGCCGUCUUUUCCCUUACAAAGAGAAGUGCCUGCCCAGAAGGAGGAUGCGUAGACAUUAGUUUUAUUCAUAGAACAUGGCUGGCUCAAGAUGUCACGGAUGACUCUUGGGGAUUCUGGACAGACGAUGUCCCUGUUGUCAUAGGUGUAAGGCCGCGUUUGCAGCAUAACAUGCAGCAUCCUGUGUCACGGGUGCCAUUUUCUGGAAGAAAACGGAUGAGUGAUUUCAGAGCAUUUCUUCGGGAGGAUCCCUGAGCCUUCCACUUGUUCCAGAGCCAUUGUAUACUCCCAGGUACAUAUAGAGAUCCACUGAAGCAGUUGCCUCCCGAAUAAAAAAAAAAUAUGAAGGAAAGAAGAACAACUCCGGACAUCUGCCUCAAAAGCAUGAAGGGGGAGGAAGAAGAUGAUUCUGACAAACUGUUGUGUAAAGUUAAUAUAAGACGACAGAAGGCGUUCUUUCAGCAACCAGAAGCAUAUCCGUGGCUGAAUCAGUCUGACUUUUAUUUUAAUAUGAAUUUACCAAAAGAGCUCUUCUCCCUUAAUGUGAAGAAUGCUUCUUCGAUUAAGGCUGCCCUACUGCAUCAUAAUGGCAAGAAAAUUUCUCCUCCUUUGAGAGAAACUCCCACAAUUUCAACAUUGGCAACUACCCAGAGGGAGUCAGUUGAUAAGUCUUUUUCUCCUAUAAAAGAACAUUUUAUCAAAGGGUCUUUCUGUAUCGAUAAACCUACAGUGAGUGGUUGGCUGGAAAAAGUUCUCUGCUCCCUUAAUGACCUUAGAGAUUGGUGUCACAAAGGAGAUAACUUUGUAUGUUCUGCCAACAUCUGGCUAUCCAGACUAUCUUACAAUCAAAAACUGAUCUUGCUGCCGUUAGACAUGGGCAUUAUUGAGGAUGAACAGCAAAGUGCAUUUCUUGAAGGAAUAUACACUUAGAAGACUCUAGAAAACAAGUCUUAUUCUCCAUUACCUAAUCUUUUAAUGCCUCAAGGGAAGGAAGAAAAAAAUAUUAGUUACUUCACCAUAAAGAACAGUUUCUUAUGUAAUCUGUGUCUGACUUGUGAGUAAUGCUGCCCCAUCUAAUACUUAGGAUUCAGUGAACACCAGACAAAAUCAUAUUUUUGAGAUGGCCUGGUCACUGAUUGGAUCAGUUAGUGCAUUGUCUUCAUUUUGAGAUGAAUCAGAUAUGUUUUUCCUAAAACUAGAGUCCUAAUUUAAAUUUUAAAAAUUAAAAGAAGGCACAAAGUACCUGAUUUUGAUGACAUUAAAUCCUGUUUUUUAAGAGGCAA